Messenger RNA from Microbotryum saponariae, 2753 nucleotides. The record is from the annotation of a GenBank genome assembly. NCBI's taxonomy places the organism in Eukaryota, Fungi, Basidiomycota, Microbotryomycetes, Microbotryales, Microbotryaceae.
AUGCAGAUGCUCACAAAGGUCAGCCAUGAGAGCAUUUGUCCAUGAGAACUCGUCCUAAGCCUAUCUCUGCUCGGUGCGACAGUUCGAGUCCAAGUCCAACCGGGUCAAGGGCAUCGCGUUCCACCCCCGGCUCACGCUCUUGGCCGCCUCCCUCCAUUCGGGCUCGAUCCAGCUAUGGAACUUCCAGAUGGGCGUGCUUGUAGACAGGUUCGAGGAGCAUGACGGUCAGUGCUCCUUUCAUACACUUGACUCCGACGAGCGAUCCGGCGCUCGGAGCUCGCGAGCGUGACCGCGCCUUCCAACACGCGUGUCCUUCCUGGGGGGGCCACGCCUCCUCAGCCAAACCAUCCACAUAUCUCGAACCACGACGAGAUGAAUGAACCUUUGGAACACUAGUCCUUGUUCGUUCCAAGUCGAACGGAGAGCUGACCUGCUCGACCUUGCACUUUUGUCUACCCGUCGCCCCCGUCUCGCGCGUUCUCUGGCUCGUUCCCUGGCGCGUUCCCUGGCUCGUUCCCUGGCUCGUUCCCCCCUCCCACCCCCCGCCAUACACCUCACCUCCAACAGGACCAGUACGAGGCAUCUCGUUCCAUUCGACCCAGCCGCUGUUCUGCUCGGGAGGUGACGACUACAAAAUCAAGGUCUGGAAGUAAGUCGGCCUGUAUCGGAUCGCACUGCCGGCGCCGCUUCCGCCUGGCUGAUCCCCUCCUUACGCGUCGCCUACAGCUACAAGACCCGUCGGUGUCUCUUUACCCUGCACGGCCACUUGGACUAUGUUCGGUCCGUCUACUUCCACCACGAACACCCGUGGAUCCUCUCGGCCUCGGACGAUCAGACGAUUCGCAUCUGGAACUGGCAAUCGCGUCAAUGCAUCGCCAUCUUGACCGGCCACAAUCACUACAUCAUGUGAGCGCUCGGCACUCUUCCGGGCCAAAAGUACCACUCGCAAACCACUGACUCUAUCCUCUUUGGCACGUUACCUCCAGGUGCGCUCAAUUCCACCCCAAGGAGGAUUAUGUCGUCUCGGCGUCGAUGGAUCAAACUGUUCGAGUCUGGGAUAUCUCGGGUAGGUGCUUCUCCGGCGCUGGGUAAUGCGAUCAAGCUCAUGGAACUGAGCCACGUCUGCGCGAGCUGCAGGUCUGCGCAAGAAGAAUACGACCGCACAGCCUCUUUCGUUCGAGGAACAGAUUCAGCGCGCCAACUCGGGCCAGGCCGACUUAUUCGGCAACACCGAUGCCGUCGUCAAGUACGUGCUCGAAGGCCACGAUCGAGGUGUCAACUGGGCCACCUUUCACCCGACAAUGCCCCUCAUCGUUUCGUGCGGUGACGAUCGCCAGAUCAAGCUGUGGCGAAUGAGCGAUACCAAAGCGUGGGAGGUCGAUACGUGCCGUGGUCACUUCAACAACGUCUCGGUCGCGCUCUUUCACCCCAAGCACGAGCUCAUCAUCUCCGACUCGGAAGACAAGACCAUCCGCGUUUGGGACUUAAGCAAGCGCACGGCGGUGCAGACCUUCCGUCGCGAGAACGAUCGCUUCUGGGUCCUGACGGCCCACCCCGAGUUGAAUCUGUUCGCCGCCGGUCACGACUCGGGUUUGAUCGUCUUCAAGCUCGACCGCGAGCGACCGGCGUUCAGCGUGCACGGCAACACCUUGUUCUACGUCCGCGACAAGUUCGUGCGCGCACAUGACCUCACCACCGGGUCCGAUGCCAGUGUCAUCAGCGUUCGACGCCUCGGCAGUCAGUUCGUGCAACCGCGCACGCUGAGCUACAACCCCGCCGAGCGAGCGGUGAUCGUCACCAGUCCUGCCGACAACGGGCUCUACGAGCUCGUGCACUUGCCCAAGGAUGUGGGGUCGGGUGAAGUGCGCGAUUCAGCUUCCGAAGGUCGCCGAGGUACGGGCUCGUCGGCCUUGUUCGUAGCUCGCAAUCGCCUCGCCGUGCUCGACAAGACGGCGCAGACGAUCGAGAUCCGCGACCUCGAGAACUCGAUCACAAAGACGAUCAAGUGCCCCGUGCAAACGAACGACAUCUUCUUUGGAGGAACGGCCUCGUUGUUGCUCUCGUGCCCCGCCAGCGUCGUCCUGUUCGACAUCCAACAGCAAAAGAUCAUCGCCGAGCUCGCGACGCCUCUCGUCAAGUACGCCGUGUGGUCCAACGACAACUCGAUGGUCGCACUCCUGUCCAAGCACACGAUCAUGAUCGCCAACAAGACGCUAGGCCAGUCGGCGAUGGUCCACGAGACGAUCCGCAUCAAGUCCGGUGCCUGGGACGAUUCGGGCAUCUUCAUUUACUCGACCUUGAACCACAUCAAAUACGCCCUUCCGCAAGGUGACAACGGCAUCAUCAAGACCUUGGAACAACCUGUCUACUUGACGCGCGUCAAGGGCAAGGUCGUGCACUGCCUUGACCGGAACGCCAAGCCGAGGGCGAUCGCGAUCGACCCGACCGAGUACCGCUUCAAGCUCGCGCUGAUGAGGAAGAACUACGACGAGGUGCUGCACAUCAUCCGCACGUCGAACCUCGUCGGGCAGAGCAUCAUCGCGUACCUGCAGAAGAAGGGCUUCCCCGAGAUCGCAUUGCACUUUGUGCAGGACAAGACGACACGGGUCGACUUGGCGAUCGAAUGCGGCAACCUUGACGUCGCGCUCGAGAUGGCCAAGGCCCUCGAACGGGAGGAGAUUUGGGCCAGGUUGGGCCAACAGGCACUCAAGCAAGGUCAUCACAAGGUAUGUUGUCGUGGGCUUGCAAGCUGA